Molecule: messenger RNA, 2085 nt
Organism: Theileria orientalis strain Shintoku
Lineage: Eukaryota; Apicomplexa; Aconoidasida; Piroplasmida; Theileriidae
Product: long-chain acyl-CoA synthetase
Exons: 5
Coding region: 1-2085 (694 amino acids)
Cellular component (GO): endoplasmic reticulum; membrane
Molecular function (GO): long-chain fatty acid-CoA ligase activity
Source: RefSeq, a predicted model, not a curated record
AUGAAAGAAUCUGGUUUUUUUGCCUAUGAUACCAUAUUGGAAGCUGAAAGAUUGGGAAGAAGGCCUUUAGGUAACAUCCAGUACUCGAAGCUCAAGGAAGCAAACUCAAGAUCAGACGAGAGCGAUGUUUACUGCCCGAUAGACGACGACGAGCUAUCUCCUGUUAAAAAGGCCAAAAUUCCUGACCAUGUUACAUCAUCGUUUGGAUUGUUGGCCGAAUCAGCCAAAUACUUCGGGGAUAAACCGCACCUGGGAGUUCGAGAGAAGAUUCCGCUGCCUGAAGGAGGUUUUAAAUUCGGGGAGUACGUUUUCACUUCGUACAACGAGAGUUUGAGGCUCGCGAAGAUCAUAGGAACGGCGCUCACGAAGGAGAACCUGGUUCCGGAGUUCAGAGUCGAUAAUUGUAAAAUAGUCAAAAAAGCCCGCUUCCUGGGCAUAUGGUCCAUGAACUGCCCGUACUGGCUGCUUACAGACUACGCCUGCACAGGGUACGGAAUCGUCACAGUUCCGAUCUACGAGACCCUGGGAGACGACGCACUCUUUAAAAUCAUGAGCACAACUAAAAUGCAGACAGUGUGCAUCGACUCGAACAAGCUGAAUAACCUGGAGCACCUGUACAAGGAGAUGAAGCACCUUAAGACGGUCAUCGUAUUUGACACGCUGACCGAAGAGGACAAGCAAAGACUAGUAAACAUGAAUGUAAACUAUUACUUUAUGGACGACUUAAUUGAAAAGUAUAAGAAUGAUAUCCUUGACCCGCCGCCGAGUAAGAGAACCGAUAUUUGUACCAUUAUUUACACGUCUGGCACAUCAGGCACGCCUAAAGGAGCAGUGUACGACAAUUUUGGAAUCAUAGCCCUCGUAGAGAGGCUGUUGAACGUGCAAAAUAGAUGUAAACUUAGAGUAGGCUCGUCUAUUCUGAGUUUUUUACCGCUUUCCCACGUCUAUGAGCGGUUUAUAGAGCACCUAAUAUGCGCACUCUCAGGAACCAUAGGCUACUACUCAGGAAACAUUAAAAACAUACUGGAAGAUUUGGAUAAGCUGAAGCCAAAUUUUCUUGUGGCUGUUCCCAGAGUAUUCACGAGGAUUUUAGCAAGAGUCAGGGGUCAGAUCGACAGCAAGCCAGCGUUCAUUAGAAAAUUAGUCUAUUUCUUUGUUGAUCGCAAGAAGAAGAUAUUUAAAAAGAGGCCAGAGUCGCCGGACCACGCGAUCUACGACAUUCUGCUGAAGAAGAUAAAGAAAAAGUUCGGAGGAAACUUUGAGAUCAUGGUGCUGGGAAGCGCCUCAAUGACCGAAGGAGACGUCUACGAUAUGCAGGCGUACAUGUCGUCGCCACUCGCAGAGGGUUGGGGAACGACUGAGUUGGGAGUGGCGGUGCUGCAGGACUUCAGGGACACGCUGAAGGGCACCAUCGGAGGCCCGCUCUACUCCGUGGACUUCAAGAUCAGGUCGAUCGAGGAGCUCGGCUACGACGCCAGAGGCACCCCGCCGAGAGGGGAGCUGAUGGUCAGAGCUCCAGGCAUCAUGUUGGGGUAUUUUGCCGAGGAGGCGCUGACCAACGAAGUGCUGGACGAGGACGGCUGGUACAGAACAGGCGACGUCGUGGAACUUCUGCCAAACAUGGGAGUUAAGAUACUGGAUCGCGCUCGCAACUUUUUCAAGAUUUCACAGGGCGAGUACAUUGCGCCGGACAAGUUGGAGAACGCCUACGUCAACGCCAAGUUGGUGGAGCAGGUCUACGUCCACGGCGAGUCCACGGAGGCGCACCUGGUCGGGAUCGUCGUGGUCUCCAAGGAGGAGGUUGAGAAGUGGGCGCAGCAGAACGGACUCGGCGACAAGAGCGUCUCGGAGCUGCUGGCGAACCAGAAGCUCUACAACACCAUCAAGGACGACUUCGAGAGGAUUGCAAAGUCGCAGCACUUCAACUCGCUGGAGCGCCUCAGGGUCUUCACUCUCAUUGACACGCCGUUCACAGUCGAGAACGAGAUGCUCACUCCCACCUUCAAGUCUGUGAGGAACAAGAUCAGGAGCCACUACUCUCAGGUGCUCAAGAACUUGUACCUCAACGCAAGGGCAGACCAGUAG